AUGAAUACAUCAAACUCGCCAAGACUAUUUGCCCUCCUGGUCGGAGUUGAUUUGUACCAGGCCGAUGGAUCGAGAGGGUCCACAGGCAAUGGUGCUGUGUCUUUAAACAGCCUGCAAGGGUGUGUUAACGAUGUCAAGCUCAUCCACGGAUUUCUUCAAACCCACUUUAAGCCGUAUGAAGAACGCAUUCUUACGUGUUCACCGUCCCAAUACAACAGCAAGAACCCCAAAGAACCAGACGACCGCUGGCCUACCUUUGUCAACAUCAAAAGGGAGUUCGACAGUGUGAUCGACCGUGCCCGACCCGGAGACAUAUUCUUCUUUCACUUCUCGGGUCACGGCGCCUUGCUCCCACGGAUCCCUGGAUCGCCUGUCGGGCGCGACAAGGAUCCCUCCCUCAUGACCACAGACUACUGCUGCGGUAAACGCGCUGUGCGCGGGUGGGAGCUGAACAAAUGGCUGAGAAAAAUCCACAACCGGAAGGUCCAGGUCAUUGUGACCCUGGACAGCUGCCACUCGGCUGGCGCAUGGAGGAACGACGGCGACAUCCGCAGUCCAAAAGACUGGUCGCCUCACAACCUUCCGGGUGAUGAGGAUGGCAUCGAGCCUGAGCCUGAAUCGUCAGACCUCGAGGAGGCACAGGACAUGCGCAAGGCGCAGCUUCCUGAGUCAUGGGAUAUCAAUCCCACAGGGUUCACGUUGAUGGCUGCCUGUCAGACGGACAAAACCGCGACAGAAAAGAUGAUAGAUGGCCAGAUAAACGGGGUAUUUACGGCCACGCUGUCGAAAUUCUUCAAGGAGCAGCCAGACGCGACCGUCUCCACAUAUAGAACCAUCCGGGACUAUAUCGCACGAGUCAUUUCACCACAGAAACCUGAGGUCUUUGGCCAAGACAGGCUGGCGUUCCUGAGAGACAGAGAACUCUUCUCUGCGACACCAAUCUGGGCUGAGGUCAAAUCAAAUAGUGUUAUUCUUCCGAUUGGAAAGAUCCACGGUGUUACUGUGGGUGCUGAGUUCACGACGCGCUCGGUGACACCCGAUUUUACCCUUUCGAUCUCCAGCGUCGACGACUUCGAAAGCAAAGCCAAAUUGCCGCAAGGAAUGUCCAGUGCCGGACUCCAGAGCAUAGAUAUUUUGUCUUCCCGGUGGCGCAUGACCACGCCAGCUCAUAUAUCCGUUGGGCCGGCCUUCUCGGACAGGUUCCGAGAGAGAUUCUCUGAAGCAUUGCAGAGAAGAAUCGCGGGCAGCGAGGUUCGCGUCACGGAACAAGCCGUGAGCGGCGGGUUCACGCUGGCAAGGAGGGCAGGCGGCGAAAUCGAGGUCCUCGCGCCGGUGUCCUUCACCAACCAUGAGAGCCCUGUGCGCGGGCUGAGCCUGACUUACAAACAGCCUGUCGGGUGUGCUAUUACCCUAGCCCAUCUGCUCCGGUAUGACCAGUUGCGCAGGCUCAGGAGCGAGGAACAUCUGAACUUCAAAGCAUCACUGAGUCCUGUGGGUAACGAAAGCGGUGGGGAUCCGUAUCCGGAGAUGCAGAAAGUGAAGUACACAUUUGAGAAUUAUGAGGAUGAGGACCUACACGUCGCCGUCAUAAGUCUCGGCGCUGGGUUCGAUGUCGCGCAACUCUUCCCGACGCAUGACGCUAUGAUAACCGUGAAGAAAGGCAAGACGCGCUCAUUUUCAUUCCAUCUCACAAUACCAGACGAGCUCAGGGGCCACGGACGAGUUCAUCGCGACAUCGUGCGCACGGUGGUCACCAAGCAGAAGGAAACUCGAUUUAAAAGUAUGGAAUUACCUGACAUCUGGAACACUGCUCAAAUGGAAUAUAUGGAUCGGAACGGCACCGGGGGGCAGAGGAAGCCCGUGAUAGUAAGCGAGGCAAGUUGGUGCAUUCAGGAUGACGAACUGCUUUAUUCUUAG
Messenger RNA from Truncatella angustata, 1917 nucleotides. RefSeq names its product caspase domain-containing protein. The record is from RefSeq and is a predicted model, not a curated record. NCBI's taxonomy places the organism in Eukaryota, Fungi, Ascomycota, Sordariomycetes, Amphisphaeriales, Sporocadaceae. Gene Ontology annotation, molecular function: cysteine-type endopeptidase activity. The transcript has a single exon. Gene Ontology annotation, biological process: proteolysis. Bases 1 to 1917 code for a protein of 638 amino acids.